Messenger RNA from Amyelois transitella, 1001 nucleotides. It is a transcript of the gene Slbp, whose product is annotated as histone RNA hairpin-binding protein. Lineage: Eukaryota; Metazoa; Arthropoda; Insecta; Lepidoptera; Pyralidae. Gene Ontology annotation, biological process: mRNA 3'-end processing by stem-loop binding and cleavage; mRNA transport. The coding region runs from base 382 to 834 and encodes 150 amino acids. Gene Ontology annotation, cellular component: histone pre-mRNA 3'end processing complex; cytoplasm. Gene Ontology annotation, molecular function: mRNA binding; histone pre-mRNA stem-loop binding. The transcript is spliced from 6 exons. The record is from RefSeq and is a predicted model, not a curated record.
CCGCCGGAUCGCAGUUUGGCGAUCGCGAAUUUGGCGCGCAAGUCGCAACGCCGUUUGUUUUUUUAGUUGGUUUAUUAAAAAAGAUUUACCUAUAUCUGCUUAAUUUUCCAAAGAAUUUUGUUGGUUUCGGUUGUAACCUUAUAAUUAGAUCUAGGAGUCGUGAUUAAAUAUCAUAUUGAGUCUCCUACAUUGCUACUAAGGUGUUACGCGUACGACAUUCAACACAACUUUCAUGUCCAUGUUCAUUAAGGCCCACCUGUUUGUAAACUCAAUUGAGGUCUCCCAGAAUUUUUUUGAGGUCUUCUAAAGACUACCUUGAUCACUAUAUUGUCAGAAAUUCGAAGAUGGAAUUAUAACCUUCUAACCUUUUUUGGAAUCAUAAUGAACUGGACAACGGAGUCUUCUUGUGAUUCAAAUGAAGAGGAUAGGUUUGUGAAAGAUAAGGAAAAACAAAGGACAGAAACUCAAGAAAAGUCAAAGAGUAGAAAAAGACCUCGACCGACCAGUAAAUGCGAAGCAGAGAAAAAACUAAGCAGACCCCCGAGAAAACCAAUGGAGUUUGAAACGGACCUAUCCGUGCUUGGGAGACGCCAAAAACAAAUAGACUAUGGGAAAAACACGGUCGGAUAUUUCAACUAUACAAAGAAAGUGCCACUUGACCAGCGUACUAAAGAUCAUCCAAGAACUCCUGACAAAUUUGUAAAAUAUAGCAGACGAUCGUGGGACUCUCUUAUCAAAAUAUGGAGAAAACAGUUACAUGAAUAUGAUGACACUCCUGAUAAACCAAAAGUUCCGCGGCAAUAUAAUGUAUCAGAAUCAGAUGAUGAUUCUUAGAGAAUUAAUUUAUAGAUAGCACACUAUUAGCAUUUGUUUCACUACUAACAUACAUUGUAACUAUUCUUUUUCAUGUUUAAGAUUAAGACAGAUGAAAAUAACUGUGAAGUAUUAUUGUACUUUGUUUAUUCAAUAAUGAUUGACAUAUUAAAAAUAUUUUUUUUCAA